AUGUCGGGCCUCUUGCAAAAAGUGGAAAAUAUGCUACACAAUGAACAAGCCAAGCAUCCGUUACCCAAACCAUUACCCAUCGCGUGGAAUAAAGGAGUCCUGAAGUCAGAACUCCUCGCCCAUUCUAUCUUCGCCGGUGAACACGAUACGCUGAAAGAGGGAGAUGAUAAACCGAAAUUUGCGACGGGAACUUAUGUUGGGACUAAGAAGGCAGUAUCGGAAGUUCAUGCUCUUAUCAAUAAAACAUUCACCUCCUUUUUCGACGUUCAUCAAUUUGAGACCCAUCUCCCCACCGCCCCCAUCUCUCUCGCCGAAAAGAGAGAACGCUUUCAAUUCCAAACCCCCGGUUCCGACGGCUACCCACCUCACUUGAGUCUCGAGCCCAAAACCGAUUUCCUGCAUUCUCUCCAAAUAUUCCAAGCCGAUCGUCUCUUCGCCACCGCUCCCAUCGUCGGCCAAGUUAUCCCCGCCCAGAUCCUAGAUUUCCUCUACGAUGAACCGAAUCAGCGCUCCUUUGCUCAGAUCGAGAGUGUCAAUCGCAAACUCUUUGCCGAAAGGAGAGAUAUUGGAAAAGAAGCUAAUAUUGGAACGAGGAAGGAUUGGUAUGCAGAUGAUGUGUAUGCGCAACAACAGUUUACGGGGGUAAACCCAGUCACGAUUAAGAGGGCGAGUAAGCACUGGAUUCAACAGUUUAAGGCAGCAGCUAGUGCACAGGGGAAAGAGGAGUCGCUGAAGGUUAUUGGGGAGGGAGAGAGGGAUAAUGGGUUGUACGUGCAGGAUUGUAGUUAUUUUCGUGAGUUUGCGGGGGUGGAACAAGGGGAACCUUUGGUGAGUGGUGAUGGGAAGAGGUUUGCCUGUGCGAGUGUUAGUCUUUUUCACCUCCUCCCAACCGGAGCUCUCCACCCCCUAGCAAUAAUCCUCGACUACAACCACAAUAUCACACAAUCCCUCACCCUCUUCAACCGCCGCACCACCCCCUCCUCCCCCAAAACCCACGAAGCAACCGAUUGGCCCUGGCGCUACGCAAAACAAUGCGCCCAAGUAUCCGACUGGCACACGCACGAACUAGGCGUUCACCUCACACACACGCAUCUCAUCGAAGAAGGAAUAAUAAUCGCCUCUCACCGGACCCUCCCCGAAAACCAUCCCGUCUUCAAACUAUUGACUCCGCAUUGGCUGAAGACACUCCCGCUAAAUGCGGCUGCGAGAGCGAGUUUGAUUCCGCAGGUUAUCGUUAAUAUCGAUGGGUUGAAGAAAGAGGGCACUUUGAGUAUGGUGAGUAAACAGUAUGAAAGUUUUGAUUUCGUACAAAACUACGUUCCUAACGAUUUGGAAUCCCGCGGUUUCCCACUCGCGGAACUGGAUUCGAAAAGACUUCAUAAUUACGCGUAUGCGAAAAAUAUGCAUCUCAUGUGGCAAACGCUACGACGCUUUGUAGCUGGGAUGUUGCACCCAUCUUACCCCACCGAUAUCUCCGUCUCCAACGACGUCUACCUUCGCUCCUGGAGCUCCGAAAUCCGCUCUCCAACUGGUGCUUCCAUCAGCAGCUUCCCCGUGCUCACCACCGUCGCAGGAUUAGUCGAUGCAGUAACAAUGUGCAUCCACAUUGCGUCCUCCCAACACACUGCUGUGAAUUAUUUGCAAAACUACUAUCAAGCCUUUGUACCCAAUAAACCCUCAGCGUUAUUUGCACCCCUACCGGAGUCAAUUGCGGAGUUGGAGGGGAUGAGGGAACAGGAUUUGAUAAAUGCGUUGCCGGUGGGAGAUGCGAGGUCCUGGUUGUUGGGGAGUCAUUUGCCGUGGUUGUUGAGUAGUGUGGUGGCGGAUGAUCAGAGUUUGUUGGAGUAUGCGCUUAGUGUUAGGGGGGUGGUGGGGAGUGGGGAUGAGGGUGAGGAGGGGGGAGAGGAGAAAGAGAAAGAGAAAGAGGAAAUGGAAAAAGUAGCGGGUGAUUUCUAUGAGGAGUUGGUGAGGUUAGAGGGCGUAUUUGAUGAGAUUGCGUUGGGGGUGGAUGAUAAGACGGUGUUGUAUAGGGUUUUGGCGCCGGAGAGGACGGCGGUUAGUAUUUUGAGUUUAGGGGGGUAUUAG
Messenger RNA from Sclerotinia borealis F-4128, 2085 nucleotides. NCBI's taxonomy places the organism in Eukaryota, Fungi, Ascomycota, Leotiomycetes, Helotiales, Sclerotiniaceae. The record is from the annotation of a GenBank genome assembly.